AUAUUCGUAAGAGUAAAAAGUUUCACUGUAGAUGUGAGGAUUAUUUUGAAAAACUCUACCGGAAGUUACAGCCCCCCGCUUGCCUCAUUUGCUAAAAAGAGAAUAAGAAAAAAAAAUCUGUUUUUAAAGGGAAAACACGGCUGUUGAGGUCUGUGGCUGGCAUAGCAGGUGGAAGGUUGCUUCUGGUUGCUGGGUCCUGUGGAGGAGGAGGAGCGGUGCCAUUUUCCCCUUUUGUCCUCUCAUGUCCCCUCCUUGUGUGUUUCCCUCUGUAUUAGUGACCCCAAACCCCCACCCACCCCCUUUCCUGAUCUCUCCUGUUGUGUUGCCACUCAAGUCCUAAGCCCCCCUCAUACCCCAUGCUUGGGACAAAGCUGGCUCACUGCCACACCAAUGACUGCCUGGAUCGUCCUGCCUGUCAGCCUGGCUGCCUUUUCCAUCACAGGAAUAUGGAUAGUAUAUUACAUGGCUGUGAUGAAUCACCAUGUGUGUCCCGUAGAGAACUGGACCUACAAUGUAACGUGCACAGAAGACUUGCCCCGACCAGGCUUCCCAAAGACGUGCUGCACCAUCCAGGACAUUCCUCUCAUCAGUAAAUGCGGCUCCUUCCCUCCUGAAAGCUGCCUCUUCAGCCUGAUAGGCAACGUUGGAGCCUUCAUGGUGGUGAUGGUGUGCUUCCUGCGCUACGCUCAGAUGAUUGAACACAGUCACCAGGGUUGGGUUAACACCAGCGCGCUGGUGUCUGGCUGCAUCAACGCCAUCGGUUUGGUCAUGGUGGGAAACUUUCAGGUCGAUCAUGCCAAAUCUCUUCAUUACGUUGGUGCUGGCGUCGCAUUUCCAGCUGGGCUGCUGUUUGUGUGCCUGCAGUGUGUGCUCACCUACAGAGUAGCUAUGACCACUCUGGACUACUGGAUGGCUCAUUUCAGGGUGGCUCUGUCGUUAGGAGCCAUGAUAUCGCUUGUCCUCAGCGGCAUCUUCUUCAUCCAUGAGAGUUUCCUCCUCCAGCAUGCUGCAGCCAUCUGCGAGUGGAUCUUCACUGUGGACAUCCUGAUCUUCUACGGUACUUUCACCUAUGAGUUUGGCACCGUCACCAGAGAGACCAUGAUGGCGGGCCUGCAGAUGAGCCAGCACAGCUCAGGGGUCAUGAUGGGCCCCGGCUCCCACAGCUCCACGCUGGCCAGCGCCACCAAGGGCCUCAAGUCUCCCGGCGGAAGCAGCACGUCGACGCAUCUCAACUGUACUCCAGAGAGCAUAGCUAUGUUGUAGCUCUGCAGAAGGAAGGCGGGCAGAGUCACUCCAUGGACUUCCACUGAAAAGAUGAGAUGGUAGAAGCAGCAUGUGGAAGAAGAGGGCAAGUCCCUGUAUGCUAACCCUCUGACCAACACCAGGUAUCUCCAUUGAUAUUGCUGUACAAUCUUUUCUUUUCAUCCCUGCUGCAAAGAAAGUGUUUGAAGGAGCACAGAAUGUAUGAGAGUCCGAGCACUGCAGCCAUGAAUGUUUGGGGGGAUUCUGCAUGGAAAGAGGGCGCUGCCUGAAUGGAUUUGUUUCAUUUUUAUUUUUUAUUUUUUUUGGCCAGAUAUUGCAUAUUUCAAAACUACUGUCUUCAUAAAAAGACAAAUCUCCCACUUUUUUCUCCUGCCCACCUGCUUUAUAUUUUUUGCACGGCACACCUGCUGAGAGGAAAACUACGUUUAUUUUUUUUUGUUUUGUUUUUUUAAUUUUUGUAAAGAAAAUAGAAAAUAGUGAAUGUCUGAGAAAUGAAUAGUUAAAGUACGCUUCACUGACUGCGAGUUUACGGUCAGUCUAAUCAGUGCUGCAUCAACUGUCCCAUCCACGUUUAUUAGUUGCACUAAGAAUUUUAAUGCUAACAUUUUUGAAAGAUCUUACAACACGUGAGAUUGCGUUCCAUUGUUUUCAUGCUGGUAGAAGUAAAUGAAUGCACCUUUUUUUGUGUGUUACAGCUUCCUUUAGGUAGGGAUUAAUCCAUGUGCUGCAUGAUCUGAGUUUCUUCGUGACGUUGUCUUAACCCUUUUUACAUCGCGAUGCAAUAACUGUCCUCUAUCAUCCACUAGUCGACGCUCCGCAGGAGCAAGUUAUGCCUUUUUUUUCAGCGAGUAGAGCACAGGGCUCGUGUUGUUUGAUAGAUAUUUGAAGUGACCUCUCCUGACAGGUUGUAAGAGUGAAAUGAUGUUUAGUUCAUACACUGCUCUGAUUCCAGGCUGGAACCUUGGAAGCCUUAUUUGAUUUGAGAGUAAAGCUUUUCUAUGAAGUAUGAAGUCAUGAGACACUUUCCUAAAAGUUACACAGAGGGUUUUUCUUCACAUAGGAGUGUCCCAUCAAGAUGCUGCCAUACAGUUUAUAAACACUGCUUUUGUUUCCUGCUCGACUCCUAUUUUCGGACAGUAUUUACAGACUGCCACAAAAACCGUUAAGGAAGCCAUCCACAGUCAGCCUUUUGGUUUAAAGGAUCCGCUUCACAAACUCCUGUCUGAACACGUUUUUUUCUCUACUUUGAGUUUCUGAAAGGCUGAAUUCCAGCAAUACACGAUGAAAAGGUCACAUGUCCUACCUCUUUAUCCUUCAUAAGGUUUGAUGUUAAAGAGUCUGAAAGCAGCAGUUCUUACACGUUCUCCAUCUUUGAGCUGGUUUCAGUUUUCAUGAUGGUGGUUCAGCAGUCAUCAGCUCAGUCUGUAAAUGUCCAAUCUGAGGCCGUUUUGGUUUGGUACUGCAGGAAAUCAUGUUCUGUUCUGAAAAUCUUGCCAAAAAGACUGGGAUCAACUGAAGAGUUUUUUUUGUUUUGUUUGUUUGCUUGAAUUAGGUCAUGAACUGGUAGCAGUGCACUGGUUUAGCCUUAUCCCUUGCACAUACAUGUUUUUAUUUUAUUUUUUUUAUGUAGCCUACGUCACCACACUGUUACAGCCACAGGGCGUGACUUAACUGGCAGCUUGUGCGAGCCCUUACAUCGGGGUUACAACUGACACUGAACCACUAACCAUCAACACACCAAAUAUUCAACUUUCUUUUUGUUUGUUCUCGUCAGAAUGUUCACUUCAGUAGGCUGUAAGAUGAUCUGUUUUUAUGGGAGGGAUCUGCCUGACCUGUACAUGUCUUGAACAUUAUUACAAAUGUCUAUAAAAUGUACUGCUUCUAUUUGCUUUGAACUUUAAAAACUAUAUUCUGGAGGCGGAGGCAACAAAGAAUUCUUCAAACCAACACAAAUUAUUUUUUUUUCCUUUUAUAAAUUGUGUAAAUAUGUAUGAUUUGUCUAUCAUUUAGUUAUUUUCAUUUGACAGAGAUUUAUAUAAAAAUAUGAAAUAAAAGUGAUAAAUAUUA
Messenger RNA from Oryzias melastigma (Indian medaka), 3330 nucleotides. Its product is annotated as transmembrane protein 150A. The transcript has 8 exons. Lineage: Eukaryota; Metazoa; Chordata; Actinopteri; Beloniformes; Adrianichthyidae. Bases 391 to 1263 code for a protein of 290 amino acids. The record is from RefSeq and is a predicted model, not a curated record. Gene Ontology annotation, biological process: protein localization to plasma membrane.